CAUCAGUGGUGUGGACAUCCAGACGUCACUAUGGGUGAAAGAAAAGGAACAAACCACUACUACCCUCCGGAUUUUGAUCCAGCCAAGCAUGGAUCCCUCAAUGGCUACCAUAAAACUCACCCUCUGCGGGAGAGGGCCAGGAAGCUGUCCCAGGGCAUCCUCAUUAUCAGGUUUGAGAUGCCGUACAACAUCUGGUGUGAUGGCUGCAAAAAUCACAUCGGCAUGGGGGUCCGUUACAACGCAGAGAAGAAGAAAGUGGGGAACUACUACACCACGCCGAUCUACAGGUUUAGGAUGAAGUGCCACCUGUGCGUUAACUACAUUGAGAUGCAGACGGACCCGGCGACCUGCGACUACGUGAUCGUGAGCGGGGCGAACAGGAAGGAGGAGCGCUGGGACAUGGCUGAAAACGAGCAGAUACUCACCACAGAGCGGACAGAGAAGGAGAAGCUGGAGACGGAUGCCAUGUACAAGCUGGACCAUGGCGGGAAAGACCAGGAGAAGCUGAAGAAGGCUCUGCCGUCACUGUCGGAGAUUCAGGACCACCAGUCCAGCUGGAAGGACGACUUCCAGCUCAACAGCGCCCUCCGCAGGAAGUUCAGAACAGAGAAGAAAGUUUUCGCUGAGCAGGAAGAGAAGGACAACGCGGUGAGGAUGAGGACCAACCUGUCCAUCCCACUGCUGCCGGAGAAAGAGGAGGACAAGAAACUGGCAGCACUGCUCACCUACCAGGCGCCCGACUCAUAUGAAGACAAGAAGCACAGCAAGCGGAAACAGAUCUCCUCUCGUUCCUGGUUCAACCCCUCCUCUGCCUCACCAGGGGGCGCUGCUGGCAGUCUUCUCCACAAGCUGGGCCUGCAGGGGAAAGAAGCGGCGGUGGCCAAAGCCCUGGGCGUCUCCCACAGCCCCCUGAUCCGCAGACGCUCGGGAGGGUCCGGAGUCAAAACUGAACCGUGUGUCAUCGUAGCCCGCAGGAAGUCAGACUGUGAAGCGAACACGUGCGACAAAGAGGUUUUAAAGAUCACACAGAAGGAGGAGGCGUCGGGAAUGGUAUCAACACAAGCAGGACAGGAAGUAAGAAAUGACAGUGGAUCCACGGAGGAGGCGAGUAAAGAACUGACAGGAGCGGAGGAGGACUCUGGGGAGAAAAAGGAGCAGGACAGAAGUUUUGGAGCAGUCACAUCUCUGGUGGCAGAUUACAGCGACUCAGAUUCAGACCCUGGACAAUGAGGAGCCUCGGACUGAUCAGAACAGAAAUAUUGAACAAAAUAUGUAAAAUAAGAUUAUAAUUUUAAGUUUGGUGAAGGAUUCAUUGUUAUACAUGUGUUUAUGAUGACAGAGUGACGGAGGUUUGGACCCUGUUAAUCAGAUCUCACCUUAAAAUGUUUGGUCAUAUUGAUUUUCUGAGUGAUGAGUCAAUAAAACUGUAAGGAAGCUUG
This is a messenger RNA of Scomber japonicus (chub mackerel), 1439 nucleotides long. It is a transcript of the gene yju2b, whose product is annotated as YJU2 splicing factor homolog B. Gene Ontology annotation, biological process: mRNA splicing, via spliceosome. NCBI's taxonomy places the organism in Eukaryota, Metazoa, Chordata, Actinopteri, Scombriformes, Scombridae. The transcript is spliced from 9 exons. The coding region runs from base 31 to 1230 and encodes 399 amino acids. The record is from RefSeq and is a predicted model, not a curated record. Gene Ontology annotation, cellular component: U2-type spliceosomal complex; post-mRNA release spliceosomal complex.